This is a messenger RNA of Babjeviella inositovora NRRL Y-12698, 1167 nucleotides long. It is a transcript of the gene MVD, whose product is annotated as diphosphomevalonate decarboxylase. Lineage: Eukaryota; Fungi; Ascomycota; Pichiomycetes; Serinales. Gene Ontology annotation, cellular component: cytosol. The coding region runs from base 1 to 1167 and encodes 388 amino acids. The record is from RefSeq and is a predicted model, not a curated record. The transcript is spliced from 2 exons. Gene Ontology annotation, molecular function: ATP binding; diphosphomevalonate decarboxylase activity. Gene Ontology annotation, biological process: isopentenyl diphosphate biosynthetic process, mevalonate pathway; isoprenoid biosynthetic process.
AUGAGUGUUUACACAGCCUCCACCACCGCUCCAGUUAACAUUGCCACCUUGAAGUACUGGGGUAAGAGAGACAAAUCUUUGAAUCUUCCAACCAAUUCGUCCAUCUCCGUUACCUUGUCCCAGGAUGACUUGAGAACCCUCACCUCUGUCGCCACCUCCUCCAGCUUCACCGAGGACCAGUUAUGGUUGAACGGAACGCCAGAGUCCCUCACCUCCGAGCGUACAGUUGCCUGCUUGAAGGACCUCCGUGCGUUGAGAACCGCUGUUGAGGCCAGGGACACGUCCCUUCCAAAGUUCUCCGAGUGGAAGUUGCACAUUGUUUCCGAAAACAACUUUCCAACCGCUGCGGGUCUCGCUUCCUCUGCUGCUGGCUUCUCGGCGUUGGUCAAGGCCAUUGCCAAGUUGUACGAGUUGCCUGAAUCCAUGUCCGAGAUCUCGAAGAUUGCCAGGAAGGGCUCUGGUUCUGCCUGUCGCUCACUCUUUGGUGGCUACGUUGCGUGGGAGAUGGGUUCAGAAGUUGACGGCUCCGACUCCAAAGCUGUCGAGGUCGCUCCGUUGGAGCACUGGCCAUCCAUGAAGGCCGCCAUCUUGGUUGUCAGUGCCGACAAGAAGGACACGCCAUCCACCUCCGGGAUGCAGACCACCGUUGCCACCUCCGACUUGUUCCAGCACAGAAUCAAGAACGUGGUUCCUACCAGAUUCAUCGAAAUGAAGGAGACCAUUCUCAACAAGGACUUUGCCAAGUUUGCCGAGUUGACCAUGAAGGAUUCCAACAGUUUCCACGCCGUCUGCUUGGACUCCUACCCACCCAUCAAAUACCUCAACGACACUUCCAUGAAGGUCAUCAAGCUCAUCCACACUUUGAACGCCGCUGCUGGUGAAACCAUCGCUGCCUACACCUUUGAUGCCGGUCCAAACGCCGUCAUCUACUACUUGGAAGAGAACGAGGCUGUUGUCUUGGGGCUUUUGCACGAGUUAUUUGGCGGGGUUGCGGGCUGGGAAAAGGUCGACAAGGAGCAGCUCACUUUGUUAAAGGCGUUCCCUAAGGAGCAUUUGGACUACGAUAUCACCAAGGGUGUCGCUAAGAUCAUCUUGACCAGAGUCGGGCCAGGUCCUCAAGACACCGAGCAAUGCUUGAUUAACAAAGAGACUGGUCUCCCGAACUAA